Messenger RNA from Saccharomycopsis crataegensis, 537 nucleotides. It is a transcript of the gene EMA19, whose product is annotated as Ema19p. NCBI's taxonomy places the organism in Eukaryota, Fungi, Ascomycota, Saccharomycetes, Ascoideales, Saccharomycopsidaceae. The record is from RefSeq and is a predicted model, not a curated record. Bases 1 to 537 code for a protein of 178 amino acids. The transcript has 2 exons. Gene Ontology annotation, cellular component: endoplasmic reticulum.
AUGACUGUCUCGAGUAACCCCAAAUUGGACACCUUCUAUCUCUUGUAUUUCCUUAUACACAUUCCAAUAACAGUUCUCGUUGAUAGUGCCUUAGUAAUUCCUCCGGCUUAUCGUUUGGCUAUCCAAACAAAGGUGUUGAACUUUCAUAUCAGUGAGAACAAGGAUUUCAUCUUGUUAUUGGCUCCUUCAUGGUUGAAGGUUGCCGGUUUUGUCGAGCUAAUUUUCCAACUUCCGGUGUUUUUCAUAGGCAUUUAUGCUUUGUGGAAUGACAUCAAGAAAUUCUAUCCAUUGUUGAUGACCUACGGCUUUAAUGCGUCUUUAACCACCCUAUUUUGUCUUUAUGAUAUCUAUAUUUACAAUAAUGGAUCAAGUGAUCUCUUGGGAUUCACCAUUACUCAAUCGGAUAGAUUAAAGUUAUUCUGGGUUUAUUUCCCAACAUUUCUUAUUCCAUUGGUUAUGUUCAUUGAUCUCACGAUUAGAAUUACCAAAAUGUUAUCCAAUUAUCAAGAAUUGCAAUCCCAGAAGAAAGAAAAUUGA